GUUGCGACUUCACUUUCGCCAGAUUGCCUCUUGACUCUUAACUCUCCCGAAUACACACAACCGCCUCUGUAUCAUCACGACAAUCCUUCUGUUCCUUAAACCUCUUCUUCAUCAGCUCCCAGUCAUUCGCCAUGGCUGACACCGCAACCGCUAACCCACAAUCGCCUGUUCCUCUAGACACCAUUCCCAUUUCCCCUUCUGAUGGAACCACUCCAAAUGGUACAGGCAGUAGCGACUCUACUUCAGCCGAUACUGGUGCCAUCAAGACUGUUUUCCAUGAUCCAGACAACUUCAACGUCAAGCACCCGCUGAUGAACCAGUGGACUCUGUGGUUCACGAAGCCACCUAGCGGCAAGGGUGACAACUGGAACGACCUGCUCAAGGAGGUCAUCAGCUUCGAUUCAGUUGAAGAAUUCUGGGGCAUCUACAACAACAUCACGCCUACUUCUGAGCUAGCGCUCAAGUCCGACUACCACCUAUUCAAGAAAGGCGUACGCCCCGAGUGGGAGGAUGCUCAGAACAAACACGGCGGCAAAUGGGCCUUCCAGUUUAAGGAAAAGAAGAUGGUUAAUAUCGAUGGUCUCUGGCUCCAUGUCAUGCUUGCUGCUAUUGGGGAGACUCUUGAAGAUGAGGAUGACGGCGAGGUCAUGGGUGUGGUCGUCAACGUCCGCAAGGGCUUCUACAGAAUUGGUCUGUGGACGCGCACCACAGGAAGGCCUGUGCCUGGAGGUGGCGAUGGCAACAAUGCCGGAGGCAAAGGUCGCUCGCUUGACCAGGGCAAAGAGAUUCUCUUGAAGAUUGGCAAGCGGUUCAAGGAUGCUCUUGGCCUGAAAGACAACGAGGGCGUCGAGUUCGCUGGUCACACUGAAAGCGCGCAUUCCGGCAGCACUCGCGCAAAGGCGAAGUUCGCCGUCUAAAUACCUCCUAUUCCACUCCACAACACCCCCUUCAACACCAUAUGUCAGUUUAAACAAAAGGAUCAGGAUUCUUGGCGUGCCCGGGAUAAGGCAUGCAUGCACUGUAACUCAAAAUGCCGCUGCGGUAGGCGGCUCACGGAGAUGUUGGAGACCUCACAGGGGUGGCAUUAGCACGGCGUUAUUAUGUGGCACUGCGAUACGGCUUCGAGAUAUCAUGGGUUAUCAAGUGAGGCUUUACCGCAUUAUGCUCUAUGGCUUGUGUGCCAGCUAUAAUUUGACAUACAAUAGAAUCGUGUUGUACUUUGAACAAACUUCUA
This is a messenger RNA of Pseudovirgaria hyperparasitica, 1234 nucleotides long. RefSeq names its product eukaryotic translation initiation factor 4E. Gene Ontology annotation, cellular component: cytoplasm; eukaryotic translation initiation factor 4F complex. Lineage: Eukaryota; Fungi; Ascomycota; Dothideomycetes; Acrospermales; Acrospermaceae. The coding region runs from base 132 to 917 and encodes 261 amino acids. The record is from RefSeq and is a predicted model, not a curated record. Gene Ontology annotation, biological process: translational initiation. Gene Ontology annotation, molecular function: RNA 7-methylguanosine cap binding; translation initiation factor activity. The transcript is spliced from 3 exons.